AUGGAGCAACUUGAGCACUUUAGUCACAAUCAUCCACUCAACCUUGUCCAACUACAGCCAAACCACAAUGAAGAGGAAGAUGUAGAUGACUUUGUGGUUGAAGACCACCAUGUUGGCCAAUGCAACAUGUGUGAGGAAGACAUCUAUUCAUUUCACUUGCGUUACUACACUUGCAAGAAUUGCAACUACUCUUUACACAAUUUUUGUGCAGAAAUCCACAAAACCCUACAAGACCACCCAUUACAUAAUCCUAACCACAAUCUUACCUUGUCCAAGGGAUUUCAAGAUCUAGAUCUUUAUUUUAGUUUAGAUAAAGAAUGGACCUGUGGUUUAUGCAAUCAUAAGCAGAAGAACUUGUUCAAUUACCAUUGUUCCAUUUGCAAAUUCAAUAUGGACAUAAUUUGUGCUACCAUGUGUGAUAGAUGUCGACACUAUGUCCACAUUCACUGUGCAACUUCAAAGUACGGCCAGUUUUUGCGCGCAGGUUGUGGAAAGAUUUGUAAAAAUUUCAAAGAUGAUGACCAUCCUAAUCUUCUCUGUUGUCGAUUUCCUAAUGAAAGUUACAAUCUUCUCAAGCACCAUUUUAUCAAUAAUGAGAAGGACUUUGUAGUAAUUGAUGAAAACCAUGGUGAACCGCUCAAACAUCUUACUCAUAAUCACCAACUGGUUCUUGUAGACAAGCAAACAUCACUCAAUAAGAAUUCGAUUUUACUUCACAUCCCCUUGAAGAAAAUUCAACUAUUAUGUGAUGGAUGUGUGAAACCAAUCACAGAAAUACCAUUUUACAAGUGUUUAAAAGAUGUUCGUCUAGAUUGUGGGUUUGUUCUUCAUGAGUGGUGUGCUAGGCUACCCCCUAAAAUAGAAGACCACCCUGGGCAUCUAAACCAUACACUUUUUCUCAUGCCAAACAUUACUACUGAAAUGUUUCAUGUUUUUGGGUGUAAAAUUUGCAUGUUACCUUCCAAUGGUUUUUCGUAUGGAUGUAGGACUUGUGAGUAUUAUGUAAUUGUCAAUUGUGCAUUCCUACCCAAAGAAAUCACGCAUGAAGCUCACCCUGACCAUCUUCUCUCAAGAAUAGAUACUUCAUCCAGUUUAUCGGAUACACCACGCGAUGCAUGUGGUAAUUACCUAAUAAAUUGCAUUGCAUUCUUUUGCCCUUCAUGCGAUUUAUACUUGGAUACACAGUGUGCUUUUAUGUUGCCUGGAUUGAUUAGGCACAAGUACGAUAAGCAUCCAUUGACCCUAAGAUACAAUCCAGUCGAGAACCAUCCUGGCGACUACUUUUUUGAAAUUUGUGAGGAAGAAUUUAACCCAGAAUCUUGGUUCUAUCAUUGUGGCACUUGUGUCCAGUCUAUGCAUACUGCUUGUGCACCCUUAAUCAUUCAGUCUGAGCAGGCUGUAUAUACCCAUUAUAAGAGAUCUAUUUUCUAUUUCGCUAAUGUCAAGUUUAGAGGGACGUUUCGGUUAAUACAACACCGACAUCUUCUAACAUUUACUCAAGGGAUCAAGUCCCAUGGUAAUUGCUAUUACUGUCGUGAAAAAUUGCAGUAUAGGAUGAUCUUUAAUUGCUUGAAAUGCAUGUACACAGUUCAUAAUGAGUGUCAUCAACCUGUCAAUGUACUAAGAGUGCUAGUAUUCCUACACCUUGCAUGGUAG
This is a messenger RNA of Lactuca saligna, 1656 nucleotides long. NCBI's taxonomy places the organism in Eukaryota, Viridiplantae, Streptophyta, Magnoliopsida, Asterales, Asteraceae. The record is from the annotation of a GenBank genome assembly.